AUGCCAAAAGAAACCAAAGGAUAGUAAAAAGGUGGAAGAUCUAAAUAUGAAACAACAGAACAAACAGAGACAUAUAGAUAAUAGGAUGCUGUAAAUAUAGAAACUUAUAUAUGAUAGAAAGAAAAGAAAAUUCUGGGACCUAAAACAAAAUUAGAUUUAGAAAAAUUAGAACCUUACUUCACAUAAAAUAAUAACUAUGUUGGAAUGUUUAAAAAGGAUGCAGGAAAGACAGAUAAUAGUUCAGCUGUAGCAUAUUCUGUAACAUUUAAUCGUAACUGUUAGCAUCCAUUAGAUAGAUUGGGUAUUGUAGAGAAUGAAUACUGUUAAAAAUGCAAGAAGGAUAAGGGAUUCUGUCCACAUAAGAAGGACACUCAUAAUACAGUUAAGGAUCAAUUCCAAUUCCCAAUAAUUAGGUAAAUUCAUUUUAUAAUUUUAUAAAGCUCAGCAGAAAUUGGAUGGAGAGAACCAAUUGACAAUGUGAAUUGGGGAUAUGGUGUUAAAUAGUCUUUCCCAAAUUUCAAUGCAGAUUUUAGAAACACUUCUAAAAAGGAGGAAAAAGAAAAGAAAUGAUUUUUUAGGUCUAAC
Paramecium primaurelia is the source of this 585-nucleotide messenger RNA. NCBI's taxonomy places the organism in Eukaryota, Ciliophora, Oligohymenophorea, Peniculida, Parameciidae. The record is from the annotation of a GenBank genome assembly.